Messenger RNA from Drosophila innubila, 800 nucleotides. RefSeq names its product exosome complex component RRP40 (gene Rrp40). Gene Ontology annotation, biological process: poly(A)-dependent snoRNA 3'-end processing; U4 snRNA 3'-end processing; nuclear polyadenylation-dependent rRNA catabolic process. The transcript has a single exon. NCBI's taxonomy places the organism in Eukaryota, Metazoa, Arthropoda, Insecta, Diptera, Drosophilidae. The coding region runs from base 65 to 763 and encodes 232 amino acids. Gene Ontology annotation, molecular function: RNA binding. The record is from RefSeq and is a predicted model, not a curated record. Gene Ontology annotation, cellular component: nuclear exosome (RNase complex); cytoplasmic exosome (RNase complex).
UAAGUUAUCGGCAAUCUAAAUAGCACGCGGACGAAAUUGUUUUGUUUAUGUUAUUUUAUUUAUUAUGUCUACCACGAUGAGCAUUGUUAUGCCUGGGGAGCGAGUUACGGCCAUCGAGGAUGUGGCCAAGGGCAAGCGAAUCAUAUUGGGACCAGGGCUGCGAAGGGUCAACGAUACAGUUGUGGCCAGCAAAGCAGGUCCACUCCGACACAAGGAGCCCAACACAUUCUGGGUGGACAACUAUCAGCGACGUUACGUUCCCGCGCGAGGAGAUCUAAUCAUUGGCAUUAUAAAGGCCAAAUCGGGCGAUGUGUAUCGUGUGGAUAUUGGCGGAGCUGACUCCGCAUCCAUUUCAUAUCUGGCUUUUGAAUCGGCCACAAAAAAGAAUCGUCCCGAUUUGAAUCCGGGUGAUUUACUUUACGCCCGCGUUCUCAACGCCAGUCCGGACAUUGAGCCGGAGCUGGUGUGCGUUAACUCGAACGGAAAGCGUGGAAAGCUCGGCUUACUGCAGGAUGGAUUCUUCUUCAAGUGCAGCCUCAAUUUGGGUCGACUUCUACUGCGCGAGAAUUGUCCGGCGUUAAAGGCACUGACGGAGAAGCUGCCCUACGAGAUUGCCGUCGGAGUUAAUGGACGCAUUUGGGUGAAGGCACAUUCGACGGGUGAAACUGUCGGUCUGGCGAAUGCCAUUAUGACACUGGAGCAGGCGGGUCACUCGGAGAUUGACAAAAUUUGUGACAAUCUAAGCGAUGUGCUGCAGACAUAAUAAAUAAAUGAUGAUGAGAGUUACUUACUUAAAAUUA